Molecule: messenger RNA, 2226 nt
Organism: Lachancea fermentati
Lineage: Eukaryota; Fungi; Ascomycota; Saccharomycetes; Saccharomycetales; Saccharomycetaceae
Source: the annotation of a GenBank genome assembly
AUGAGUGAAGGUGAGCAAACAAACCUGGAGACAGAAUCUGAGGAGGCAAAUGCUAGUUGGUUAACGCGCAUGGGAGUUGCGAUGUCCAAACGUCUUUCAGUUGUUGGGUCAGUAUCUACCCUUCCGGCUAGCGAACCUCUAGCAGAGUCCUCCAAUGAGCCGCCAAAUCCAACAUCAUGGCUGGCCGCAGCAACGAGCUUUUUUCCUUGGUUGCCAUUUAAAGAGGACGAUAAAGUUGAGGUUAACAGUCUAACUAACUACUCGAAGCUAACUUCCAAGCAAAUUCAGUUGUUAGAGUUCGAAGCGCUACAAGGCAUUUUCAAGAAGAAUAAUUCAUGGUGUUGGUUUGAAACUGUUUCCCUUGACGGAAAAGUUACUCAGCCAGACGUGGUUUCGGGUGUUCUUAGUGUUGCUAAUACGUCCUCGCUGAUGUGCCCACUUCCUUUGAAGAAGUUUCCAUUUGUUGACGACACAUCGAGAAAGGUUUUCAUCAGUAAUUCUAUUAUUCUUCCCAAUAGCUUUCCUGAAGAAGUGUUCCAUGAGCGCUCCUUUCUCAACACUAUAUCCACUGCAUUCAAAAAGCAUUAUAAUUUUCCAAAUGAAGAGCACACAUACUUAAAAAAACAACCCCAUGAUGUUCUCGAAGGAAAGAGAGUAAUUCUCAUUUCAUUUGCUGGCCUUUUACCAGAUAGAUAUGAGAAGAUUACGCUCAGUAAAGGGUUCUCCGCAAAGGAUUUAUCUGCCAAAGUAGCAAAAUCACUGAGAAGUAAAAAUCCUGCGGAAAUUGUAUCAUUAUCUCUAGAAUGCCCAUUAGAUCAAAAAAGCUUAGAAUUAUGUGCACAAGAAUGUAUUCAGCUUCUUAAUAACUGGAGGUCGGAAUUACAGAAGGCGGAUGCGAUAUUCUUUGCUGGAAUUUAUCACAGCGUUCCGAUAUCAAUUAUAGUAGCACAACAGAUUUUAGAGAAACGAGAUAUAUUCCAAAAUGCUCAGAACAAAAUCAUUGGUAUAUUGGGAAUUGAAUCCUGUUUAAGAGGGUAUCGAUUUUGGGACCACAGCUCAGAUAUUUAUACUGGCUCAGAGACAUCUAAUUUUCAAUCUAAUCGAGAAAAGUUACUUUAUCAAGGAUGUACUAAACAACAACAAGAGACAUUGUCUCAAUUGGCGAAUUAUAGAUUACUUAACUCCAAGGAAUCUGAACAAGUUCAAAAGGCUUUAGAUCACCUGCUUUUUCAUUACAGGAAUUUGAAGGUUGUACUGACAGGUAAACUCUAUGACAACUUCAUGACAAUAGCACAGAAGCUCGCUAUAGAAUAUCAACAUCCUAAUAUUCUCCGCCAUAUAUGGUGUGACGGAAAUCAUUUGGGGUUAGAUCUUAGAAAGGACGUCAGUGGUCUAUUAUUCAAUAACAAGAAACCACAAUUUGAGUCUUCAAUCGGCAUCCCAAAAGAUCGAUAUUUUGAAACUCAAUUGAUAUCUAACUUGCUGUUGGCGAUUAGCUUAGGAAAGCACGAAUUCAUUCCUAUGUUUAAGUUAAUAAGCCCGUUUUAUAUAUCUCGUUCUUUCAACGAGAACACUAUCCCCGCCAAUAUCAAAAAGCAACAACAGGGUGACUUAAAAGGAUGGAUGCAAGAGAUGGACACCAAAUGGAAAGACUCCGAAAUUCCUGUAAAUUCCAUGGCCCCUAAUUCUGUACAUGAUAUUCACGAGUUUCUGGAAUUUAUAUACUACAAAUGCCAAAAGGACCCAGAUUUUGUCAAGAUUGAAGGUGGCAUGUAUGAAGAUGAUACCUUAUACCAAGGCUUUCUGGAAGAUGUUCUCGAAACUGUGCCACUUUUAGAGGCUAAACAUCUGCAUAUUUCGAUGGAUCACUCAACGCCAUCGAGCAUUUUGGAUAAUCAAAACCAAUACGACCUGGUUUGGAGGCUACAUGAGUGUCUAUCAAGUUUUACAAAAAUGAAAAACGUACCUGAACAAGCUGUCCAGGAAAUCAAGAUGCGCUUAUUUAUUAAAGAUCAAAACACGCUGCCAGUGGUAAUGAAUCCAACAAAAACAAAAUUUCAUCGAAAUAACAAAGAAGCUCUUGCACGGUUGAGAGAGCUUUGGGAAAGUUAUAGAGUCUGGAACCCCCCUACCAGAGGUCUAAAGCAACUUCGUCGCAUUUUGAGCUUUCUCUCCCUAUAUUCGUCUUAUUUGGAACUUCAAUAUGAUGUUCAUCAUCGUACUUAA